AUGGACGAUUCCUUCGCGAGGGACUUUGCCAGAGAAUCAUGGUCAUUAUAUGGUGUCGGAGUAGCCACCAUUGUCCUUCGGUACAUCUCCCGCAUCCGCAGAUUCGGUAUCCGCAAGUUGAGAUGGGACGACUACAUCAUGCUCAACGGCCUCAUCUGGUACACACUGCUGUGCGUGUCCCUGAACAAGAUUGCGUCGGGGGGCGGCUCGAAUUUAAUAAGCGACGAAGAACUGGCGGCCCUGACACCAGAGACGAAGGAGGAGAGGGUAAUAGGAAGUAAAUGGGUGUUUGUAAGCGAGCAUAGCAUGAUGCUGGCUAUUUGGAGUAUGAAGGCGUGCAUGUUGAUACUUUACGCUGGUCUAACGGACGGUCUGAAACAACGCCAAUACUUCAACUGGCUCGGCAUCUUUAUUGCUCUCGGCUUCGUAGCCAGCGAACUGGCACUAUUCCUCGCGUGCCGUCCGAUUCAACAGUAUUGGGCCGUGCCAGCCGAAGAUCCUCAAUGCUACAACUACGCACACUACGAAAUCGUCCAAGGAUCCUUCAACAUCACAGGCGAUAUUGCCAUGCUCCUCAUCGCGAUACCCCUUAUCAUCAGCCUCCACGUAACCAUCCAACAAAAGAUCAUCCUGCUCCUCAUCUUCGGCAUGGGCGGCUUCGUCAUCGUCGCUUCGAUCCUGACAAAGCUGUACUGCUUGGUGCCGGCGCUGAUAUCCUACGUAUACAUGAGCUGGUACUUCCGCGAGGCCUCUGUGGCAGUAUACGUCACAAACAUACCUCUGGUGUGGCCACUGGUCAGGGACGUGGGUAAAUGCUUGGGAGUGACGUUGGCAAGCCGAAGCAACGGUUCCCGAUAUGGCACAAGUAGUCACCAUGGGCAAAGGGGGAGGCGCCUCGACUCCAACUCCCGCGUUCGAACGACAGAUAAAGAUUUGGAGAUGAAUUCUUUCCAUCGCGCGACCAAGGCAGAACUAGCGGGGGGCGUGGAUGGCAGAAGCGAGAGCCAAGAGCGCAUCAACGGGAAUGGCAAUAGUGAGCAGCUCAGGGAUAUCGACGAGCGCAGUGGAAUGAAGAUUAAACGAGAAGUGACAUACACGGUGGAGAGCGUUUCGGCAGACGACUUGCCAGAUGGGAGGGUUUGGGCGUUUAGUGUUGCUGAUCCCGUUGAUGCUGGGAAUAGAAACGCUGGAGUUUCGACGACAGUCAUGCAUACGGCGCGACGAGAUUAG
Molecule: messenger RNA, 1230 nt
Organism: Pochonia chlamydosporia 170
Lineage: Eukaryota; Fungi; Ascomycota; Sordariomycetes; Hypocreales; Clavicipitaceae
Exons: 4
Coding region: 1-1230 (409 amino acids)
Source: RefSeq, a predicted model, not a curated record